CCCCCUUCGGGGUGAUUGUACUUGUUAUUCCAAAUAUAUACCUGUGUCGAGGGGGGGGGAAGGGUUGGAGAAAUUGUACCGUCACGACAACGCGCCCCGUGCCGCGCCUGCCCUCUCAACCCUGUGUGCAUGGACAUGACGUAUCAGUAUUCAUCAGACAGUCUCAACGUGAGCACGUACACUUGUGAGCUCCCGUUAUACGGUUGAAAACCAGAUUUUUAAUUUGGCGUGAAAACGAGAAAUCAUCUUAGUUGAAACACGGUGGAUUAGAUUCUAGAUCAUGGAUGGAGAAGAUACUACGAGGGAAGAACGGAUACACUGAUAGAACCCUCCCGGAGUUAGGAUGGGGUUGGGUUGGUUGCUUCUCACCCUCUCCCUCUCCACCUCCCUGGCUUACCAGACACCGGAGGACUGUUCCUGGACACCGUUCCCAGGAUCAGAGAAGGGGGUGUUCCUCACAUGUAGAUUAAGUUCAAUCAAUUCCAGGAUGGAACGAACCAACUUCAGUGUAAUUCCUAGUACGGAUACUCUAGGUCUCAGGGUAGUUUGCGCUCAUCCUACCCUUGGCAAACUUGAACCUCAAGGAUUCUCUAGUCUACACUUCCUACAGGAGCUUGUUAUUGAUGGUUGCUCCUUUCAUUCCAUCCCGGAGAAUGCAUUCACUGGAUUAUCCAACCUGACCAAACUUACUGUGAGAACCAACAAGCUCGGUCUUACAAACAUUGAGUCCGGAGCCUUUAACAAUCUGACCCAACUGACACAUCUUGAUAUUAGCAUGAAUUCUAUUCGCAGCCUGCCAACAGAUGAAAUUUGCAAGCUGAGCAGUGUGAUAUAUUUGAAUGUAUCCAAUAAUGAAAUUGGCUCCGCUUCUGAUCUGAUCAGUUCUUCCUCAUGUCUUCCGUCUCUGCGGACGCUUGACCUCUCAAAAAACGAGAUAAUAAGUCUGGAACCUGGAUCCAGCUCCUCUAUCCACUUUCUUAGUCUCAGCGGAAAUUAUAUCAGAUUUGUUUCUCCGGAUGUGUUUGCCAACAUGUCUGUGCAUGUCCUUGAUUUAUCCAAUAAUCAGAUCAACCAUCUUCCUCCCCUCAUCUUCCAUGGUCUGCCCUUGCAGGAGGUUAACCUGGCCAACAACUCCCUCUCCUCCCUGUCCCCAGACACAUUCCAGGACCAGAAGCAGUUGGAGAUCUUGAACCUGGCAGGAAACCUCCUGGUUUCAUCUCUCCUCGUUCCUUCUUUAACCCAGGAUAUGUUCAGUCUCAUGGAGCUAAACCUGGAAGCAAAUCAGAUUGAUGUUCUUCAUCCUAAAGUUCUCUCCAACCUUCCUAACCUUCAGGUUCUUAAACUUGGUUCCAACCUGCUCCAGUCCUUGAAGCUACCUAGAGAAAUGUUCCAACUCAGAGAAUUGAACGUCUCCAGUAAUCUUCUGGUGGAGGUGAAUGCUGAUGAUAUUGGUGGACUAGACUCUCUCACACUUCUCAGCCUUGCUAACAACAGGAUAAACUCCAUCCAUCCGGCUGUAUUUAGAAACACGUCCAAUAUCCUAGUCCUGGAUAUCAGUGGAAAUCGUCUCACAGAGGUCCCGGAGAGCUUCAAAUAUCUGACCAACCUUCAAACCCUGGAUAUUGGAGGAAACCUUAUCUCAGAUUUUGACAAUUCUCCGUUCCAACUGAUGGAAUCUUUGUGGAGACUGCAAAUUCACAAUAACCUCCUGCAAAACGUAUCCCAUGAAUCCUUCUCCAGGAUGAAAAGUUUACAGGUCGUGGAUAUGUCCCGGAAUCAGAUCUCCAGGAUCGACCGCGGGGCAUUUGACCAAAACAAGGUUCUCCGAGCGAUUAGGUUAGAUGGAAAUCAGCUCCAAGAAAUAGAAGGUAUCUUCACCCACCUGCCAGAGCUGAUUUGGUUGAAUGUUUCUGACAAUAAGAUAGCAAACUUUGACUACGCCCUGGUACCACGAACCCUGCACUGGUUGGAUAUCUCCCACAAUCAGAUCAAGGAACUAGGAAACUAUUUUGAUCUGGACGGAGACCUUGCUCUGACCUAUCUAGAUGCAGGAUUCAACCAGCUCUCAUCCUUGUCCCCCCAGCAACUUCCAGACCUACUGGAGACCAUUCUUCUGAAUGAUAAUGAAAUAAGACAGGUUCAACCCUACACAUUCUUUAAAAAGUCUAAACUCGUUAAGGUUGACUUGUCAGUGAAUGAGAUUUCAAGUUUGACUCAGGUUUCUCUCCGGCUCUCCGCAGAGAUACUUGAUCUUCCAUCCUUUCUGCUGGGUGGAAACCCUAUUAUUUGUGACUGUGAGAUGCAGUGGUUCAAAACUGUGAAUGAUAACAACAGUAUCCAGAGGUAUCCAGUAAUCUCCGACCUUGAGAGUAUUUACUGUAGGUUGGUUUAUACUGGAGAACAGUCCUUUAUCCCUCUGGUUGAAGCCAGGAAUGAUCAGUUUCUUUGUUCCUAUGAAACCCACUGUUUCUCCUUGUGUCAAUGUUGUCAGUUUGACUCCUGUGACUGUGAGAUGACUUGUCCUGAUGGAUGUUCAUGUUUCCAUGAUAACUCCUGGACUAAGAAUAUUAUUCAAUGUUCAAGUGGAGAGUUCUCGGCUCUACCUGAUAAUAUACCUAUGGAUGCUACAGAGAUAUUCCUGGAUGGAAACAAGUUGGAUAUUCUCCGGAGUCAUACUUUUAUUGGAAGAAAGAAUCUCAAAUCUCUUCAUCUCAAUAAUUCAAACAUUGAGAAGAUUGAAAACCAAACCUUCAACGGACUGAAAACCCUGAAUUCUCUCCACCUGGAGAACAACAAACUCCGAGCUCUGGAAGGAUUUGAGUUCUCCGGUCUCUCAUUUCUCCGUGAACUUUAUCUUCAAGGAAACCAGAUUAGUUUCAUCCACAACUCAACCUUCAAAUCCUUGAAGAGUUUAGAGGUUCUCUUCCUUCAGGGAAACUCUAUCAUCGAUUUCCCAGUUUGGCAGCUGGCGUUCAACCCCUACCUGGUCAGUGUCCGCCUGGCGGAGAACUUGUUCUCUUGCGACUGUAAGUACAUGAACAAGUUCAGAACCUGGAUCAAGGUUUUCUCCAGUAAGGUUUAUGAUGCAGAGGAACUAACCUGUAUAUCCAAUGAUGCCCUGACUUCAAAUAUCCGUAUGACGGAUUACGACAUGUCCCCCUGUGACCCAGGGACAGGGAUGGCUGUUGCCAAAACCCAGGUGCAAGAGAAAGAGGUUGAAGACUAUAUGCCGAUGAUGGUUGCAAUGUUGGCUAGUUUUGGUCUUCUUAUCCUUCUUGCUCUCGUCAUAUUUAUCUUUAGGAACUCAAUCCGUGUCUGGGUUCAUUCAAAGUACGGAGUUCGAAUGUUCGAAUCUCUGGAGUCGAAGGUUGAAAGCGGAAAGCUGUUUGAUGCUUACAUAACCUAUAGCACGGCGGAUGAUGCAUUUGUCCGGCAAAUGUUUAGUCCAGAACUUGAGACUGAGAACGGAUACAGGGUCUGUCUCCAUCAUAGAGAUCUACCAGGGAACACAGGUACAGGAGAUACUGUACUCAGAGCAUCUCAAGCAGCUCAGCGAACCCUCGUUCUGCUCUCAAACAAUUUCCUAAAAACAGAGUGGACAAAAUUUGAUUUUAAGUCAGGACUCCUCCAAGCAGUCAAUGGAGGGAGUAAAAAACUAGUUUUUGUGAUACUUGGUGAUCUUGAAGGAUCACUGCUGGAGCCUAAUAUGAGACUCCUAUUAAAAAACAAUAUAGUACUCCACUGGGGUGAACAACUGUUUUGGGAGAAAAUGAAGUACUCCCUGCCGGACCAGGAGAAGGCAGGACCUCAGGCACCAAACUACUCCACAUAUAGAUCAUCAUCAACGGGUAGUACUCCCUCUACUAGAACUAUAGCACUUCAUAUCUAGAUAUCUAUCUAUUUAUCUAUAAAUUUAUCCCUGGAAGGUUUUCAACAUGAUUCCAUGGUUUGCAAUGCAAAGGUUCCCAACCUUUGGCUUAUCUGUGAUAUUUCAACUUAUGUUAUUUGUCAAACAGUAUCUGUAUCAGUUUCUAUUGUUAGUUCAAAAUAAAACAAAUUGAGAAGAUUU
Eurytemora carolleeae is the source of this 4069-nucleotide messenger RNA. Its product is annotated as toll-like receptor 6. The transcript is spliced from 2 exons. The coding region runs from base 344 to 3889 and encodes 1181 amino acids. Lineage: Eukaryota; Metazoa; Arthropoda; Copepoda; Calanoida; Temoridae. Gene Ontology annotation, biological process: signal transduction. Gene Ontology annotation, molecular function: protein binding. The record is from RefSeq and is a predicted model, not a curated record.